This is a messenger RNA of Drosophila takahashii, 1305 nucleotides long. RefSeq lists its product as uncharacterized. The record is from RefSeq and is a predicted model, not a curated record. Lineage: Eukaryota; Metazoa; Arthropoda; Insecta; Diptera; Drosophilidae.
AUGUCAAACGGCCAAAUGACGAGUCAGCUGAAUUUGCAACAACAGCAUCCGCUGCUGUCAGCCAUUCCGGGAAAUAAUUAUGCUCAAACGCAGCGCAUGCAUUACUAUCCCAACCACUACUACCCGAGCCACUACUUCCCGGGCCAUUACCACCAAGGACACCAAGGGUUCCAGGGGCAACAUGGCCAUCAGGGGCAGCUGGGGCAGCUGGGGCAUCAGGCGGCCGCCAGCAGCCACAACGGUGCUUAUGCGGCCACGGCGGCUGGCAGCGGACACUCCGGCUACGGCAGCAUCGAGCCGUCCGUGGAGUAUGAGCUGCCGCAUGACCCACCCUCCGGCGGCUUCUCCUCCUUUCACUCCAGUAGUGCGGGCAGUGGGCCCGCAUAUCCACCGCACCACCCACCACCGCCGCCGCCGCCUCCGUCCACGAAAUCGUCGAAGAAAUCGAAGAAAAGCCCCGGCUCGGUGAUGAACGCACUGACGCUGCUCUCGUUCUUCUUCUUCGUGAACAUGCUGCAGAACUGCCUGAAGGAUCACAUGUCCGAUAUGAAUCCCACCGUGAUGGUGCUCACCGCCAGCGGCACUCGCAACCGAUUCAACAAAUUAUCCGAGAUGAAUUCACGCGAACAGACCUCCACCACGGCCACCGAAUCAGCGGCAGCAUCAUCUUGGAAUCAGCAGCAGGCUGCUUUAGUUCCGGCCGUCGUGCCACCCAGCAUACCGCCGCCCUCCAUUGUUACGCCCACGGUCGUCCUGCAAUCGCCCUACAGCGGCGUUCACUCGGAGGUGGCUAAUAAACCCCAACGGCCGCAGUACCAGUCGCAGUACCCUCAGCCAAAACCCCAUGAUUAUCGUCCCCACAUCGUGGAUGAUGACGAUGAUUAUAAUUACGGGCAGCGCAGACCUCCUCCUCAGACCUCCAGUAACUCCGAUUUCUAUCCUAAUCGCACCGCACACAUCGACCACUCGUCCCGGCCCGACUUUGAAUCGGACUCGGGGUCCGAUUACUAUCAGCACCACUACAACCCGUAUGCCGGCACAAAUUCCCGUCGGCAUCCUUGGUCUUAUGGCAGGCAGCGUUACUCAUCCGCACCGUGGUCUUCAGCUUCGUUGGGCGCUCAGUCGGGCGUGAGCUCUUACUUGGAUAAUGCCCAGCGCCGGCAAGGUGAUGAUGACGAUGGUCAUGGUUAUGGCCAUAGGGAUAGGGAUGAAGAUGGAGAAGGAGAUGGGUAUUGGGAUGGCGACGAGGAUGGUCAGCAGCGGCGACGCGGCGAUGCUUUCUAUACUCGCACACGCAUUAAUUGA